Aegilops tauschii subsp. strangulata is the source of this 1107-nucleotide messenger RNA. The record is from RefSeq and is a predicted model, not a curated record. NCBI's taxonomy places the organism in Eukaryota, Viridiplantae, Streptophyta, Magnoliopsida, Poales, Poaceae.
AUGUACGAGCUGCGAUACAAAUGGGGUGCUGCGUACACAAAGGGUAGAUAUUUCCUAGGCAUGAUGAGUAAUCAGAGGAGUGAGUCUCUCAACUCAAGGCUUCAUGUGCACCUGAACAGGAAGAUGCAGCUUGUUGAUUUGUUGCAGCAUGUUGAGCACUGUGUAUCCAUAAUGCGUAAGAAUGAAGCAGCAUUAGACGCAGUAGCGACACAUACGAUACCCUUCACUAAGAUGAAUGCACACCCUCUGGAGAUUGCUGCCUCUUAUAUUUAUACAACUGUGAUGUUUCCACGGGUAAAGCGUCAGAUUGUCGAAGGAACAAAUUGGCAGGUCACAGACCGGGUAGCGUGUGAUGGUUUGGUCGUGUUUGGAGUAUUGCGCAAAGUCCCAUAUGAUAAAGUUCCAUAUGGCAAGGAUACUAGAGAAUUGCAAGGUAAGGAUGGUAACGACUCAGAUGCUAAGGUUCCUACAGACUUGGAAGGUAAGGAUGCUGAGGACUUGCAUGCAGAAAACUUGGGUGCUGAGGAUCCCAAUGACUUGGAAUGCAAGGAUGGUGUGGACUUGCAUGCAGAAAACCUGGAUGCUAAGGAUCCCAAUGACUUGGAAGGAGCAAGACUGGACGCUACAGCUUGUAAAUGUAAAAAGAAAAAAUCAGGGAAAUCAAAGGUCACGAAGAAGCGAAAAGAGAAAGACUCAGAGACAGAAGAAGACACGGAGUCAGAUACAGAAGAAGAGGAAGCUUCUAAAAAAGCAACAAAGAAAAAGGCAGGGAAAUCAAAGGUCACAAGGAGGAAGAAGCAAAAAGAAGAGACAGAGUUAGAUACAGAAGAAGAGACAGACGCAGAUACAGAAGAAGAGACAGACGCAGAUACAGAAGAAGAGGAAGAUUCAGAUUCAUCUAUUUCAUUUUUUGUAGGAAACGCAAGGGCGCUCCAAAUGUCAAAGCUAGGAAGAAAAAUAACGAUGGCAAGGGUGCACGAGGAAAACCAGAAAGACUCUAGGAAGGGCGGUAAGGAACAGGCCAAAGGGGUGAUGAAGACAAAGAGGCCUGCUAUGAAGCGAAAAUCAGUGAAGAAAGCUAAAGUGAAGUCGAGACAGGAUGUUUAG